UCGGCACUCAGCGGAGUUUUCCGAACGCAAAAGCAGCAGUAUGAUAUAUUUAAGUGUCAACUGUUGUUAAAAUAAUUAUGAAGUGUUAUUAAAAUAAACGCGAUAUUAAGGAAAAGUAGCCUUAAGAAGAUUUUGGUUUUAGAUAGUAAUAAUACUUAAAUUAAUAUAAUAAUAACACAAAUAUCGAGAGAGAGGGAAAAAAUGGCAGAAGUUACUACAAACAGUCGAAGAAUUUUGAUUGCUAUGGACGGAAGCAAACACGCAACUAAUGCAUUCGUUUGGUUUAUGGAGCAUUUCUACAAGGAUGGUGAUACUUUGAUUAUUGUUUACUGCGCUGAGUUAGGAGCGAAUCUGCCUCCAAUUGCCCAGCUAGCAAACCCUGGAGUGGUUCCCAUCAUGAUAGCCGAACAUGACGAGGAGGUACAGAAAGUCUUGAAGAACAUUGAUGACAUUGUCAAACAAUAUAAUGUGAAAUACUCAGUGGAGCGCCUACAUGAGCCUGCUGGUGAAUCUAUAGUACUGGCCGCAAAAGAUCACAAUAUUGACAUUAUUGUAUCUGGGAGUCGGGGAAUGGGCGUGGUCAGACGAACCAUACUGGGCAGUGUUAGCGACUAUAUUGUUCAUCAUGCACACGUGCCUGUUCUAGUUUGUAAAUACAGUGACCAGCAAUAAAAUACACAAACAGAUACUAUUUUUACAUAGCGGGAGAUAUGACAAUGUCAAAUUUUAUCUUGACUGUGUAAAGGAGACACGGGAACUGUAACAGGCGACAGUCGGCACUCGGCAGUGUAUAAUUUAAGGACUCUAAGGUUUUUUUGUCAUGACGGGCCCGAGAUUUGGGUACCAUUUCAUUUACAUAUAGGUCUGGACCAGUAACUUGUGAGCAAAUUUUCAUACCCCCCAAAUAAUCAUUUUUAUUGUCCAAAAAGACACAAAUAUGAAAAGCAUUGCAACGCCUUCACUCAAUUUGGGUAAAGAUUCGCACACAAAAAUUUUGAGUGUAUUUCUUCCUUAGCCUUUGCAGAUUAUUUCAUUCACUUGAUCUAUAUAAGAAUUUCCAAAUUUAAUGUCUUUAGGCUUUUUACUAUUAGUAGAGUUCCUUUAAUAUAGUUUACACUGCC
Ruditapes philippinarum (Manila clam) is the source of this 1121-nucleotide messenger RNA. RefSeq lists its product as uncharacterized. The transcript has 4 exons. The record is from RefSeq and is a predicted model, not a curated record. Lineage: Eukaryota; Metazoa; Mollusca; Bivalvia; Venerida; Veneridae. Bases 202 to 672 code for a protein of 156 amino acids.